AUGGCUAUUUGCACGUGUCACAAUCUAGGCCGUCCAUUAAUUGUUCCUCUCAGUUUGACUAAAAUUCCCUCUCGAAACUGCAAGUUCUCAGUUCAGAGUUGCAGUUUAAGUUCUAAUCAAUCCCAAAAGAAACUGGUUGUUGAAGUAAAGGAGAAGCUUGGAAGAGAUUACCAUAGUCUUCCAGUAGGAAAAAAUGGAAGAGAUGAUGAAGAAAUGAUCCUUUGGUUUCUAAAAGACAGGAAAUUUUCUGUCGAUGAAGCUGUUUCAAAAUUGACCAAAGCCAUUAAAUGGCGUGCAGAAUUUAGAGUGUCGGAACUGUCUGAGGAGUCGGUGAAAAGUAUAGCAAACACUGGAAAAGCCUAUGUGCAUGAUUCUCUUGAUGUCUAUGGAAGGCCGGUGCUUAUGGUGGUGGCAUCCAAUCACUUUCCUGCUGUGCAUGAUCCUAUUGAAAAUGAGAAGCUAUGUGUUUUUCUAAUUGAGAAGGCACUGCAAAAGCUUCCAGCUGGAAAAGAACAAAUAUUAGGAAUAUUUGAUCUCCGGGGAUUCAGUAAUGAGAACGCAGAUCUUAAGUUCUUGACCUUUCUGUUUAAUGUAUUUUACUACUAUUAUCCGAGUCGGUUGGGCCAAGUCCUCUUUGUGGAAGCUCCCUUCAUAUUUAAGCCAAUUUGGCAUGUGGCCAAGCCUUUGUUAAGAUCAUAUGCGUCUCUGGCGAGCUUUUGUUCUGUGGAAACGCUGAGGAAGGAGUACUUUACAGAAGAAACUUUGCCAACAAACUUUAGAGAGUGA
Messenger RNA from Dovyalis caffra, 786 nucleotides. Lineage: Eukaryota; Viridiplantae; Streptophyta; Magnoliopsida; Malpighiales; Salicaceae. The record is from the annotation of a GenBank genome assembly.